Messenger RNA from Scheffersomyces stipitis CBS 6054, 1713 nucleotides. RefSeq lists its product as uncharacterized. Gene Ontology annotation, molecular function: protein binding. The record is from RefSeq and is a predicted model, not a curated record. The transcript is spliced from 2 exons. Lineage: Eukaryota; Fungi; Ascomycota; Pichiomycetes; Serinales; Debaryomycetaceae. The coding region runs from base 6 to 1454 and encodes 482 amino acids.
CAAGUAUGGAAGGGUUGAGAGAGAAUCUGUCUCAGAAUUUUAAACCUAACGCUUACUACAUUCCCGGUGUGGGUAUUCUGGUCAACCACUGGCAGUUAAGGAACCUCCUUAAAUACGACGCCUCUUCCAACGUUGUCUAUUACACCACCAAUGACUCCAUCAACAAGUUGGACAUGCUGCUGUUUGUGCUGUCGAGUUACGUAAACCUCCACUACAACCCUCGCUGCUACUCCCAUGCCCCCAACGGGGUAGUCGUCACGGGCGGCUUGCUUGUGAAUAGUAGCAAGUUGUAUUUGAUGAAUAUCGAUAUCUUAUUGCUUCCGGAACUGCCCCAGCCUACUCAAAAUCGGCAGAAACUCUCAAAGGGUUUGUUUCUGUUCUACAAUCCCGACCUUGAUGUCGCGAAAACGGUCCGAUUGGGCGAGAAGAUCAACAACGACGUCGCUGUAUUUCAGAGCUCCAACAGCAACUACACGGCCUACGUAUGCAAUAACGACUCCAACUUGUACUGUAUGGAUAUUUCCAAUAAUGAUGACUUCAGAGUUGUGAAUAGCAUCAACUGUGAAGUCAAUACCUGUUUGAACAAUGUCGUUAGAUCUCCAACCAACGACAAGCUUCUUGCGGUGACUGGUGAUUCACAGUCAAUAUUCUUGCUUGAUCCCACGGCUCUGAAUCCCAACGUUCGCACUAUAGCAAGCGGCCAUGAAGCGGGCUUUGGAAUAGCUUACCAUCCCAGUGGAAAUUUGCUCUCUGCAGCUUUCCAGGAUGGCACCUGUUUGGUGUACGAUCUCCGUAACAUCUCCGAAAACAAGCCGUUGAUCGAGGUCAAGCUGACGAGAUGCGGCCACCUGCUGGGAGCAUUUCGGGCUUGUAAGUUCCUGCCAGCAUACGACAUGAGUGAUAUGCUCAUUAUUCUGGAACAUGUUGGCAGGGUCCAUUUGGUGGAUUUGCGUCAUUUAGACUAUUCAAACGUAGACGACCAUCAGGUUGUCGUAGUUCCCCUAGCAUUGGGCCAAUAUGUUAGUAUUUAUUGUGAUUCUGAUUCGAGACUGGCUCAAUUUUCGUCGUUCACCUCUCCUUUGAUCUUUGACUACGAUUAUUUGACCAACAAUGAGAAGUUGUUCCAGGACUUUGUUUUCACACCUCCAAAACAGUCCUCGACUUCGCUAAAGACCGACUCACAAUUUCCAGCAAAGUCCAAUUCGAUACGGGAAAAUAGUCUCAAUUCUAGUAGCCCCUGUAUGAAUACCCAUCCCACAAAUGAUAACAAUUCACAUCAAGGCAAUUCAUACCGGCCGCUGUUGAACUUCAUCAAUGGCGAGAUGAUGCUUUCCGGGAUCGAUUUCUGCACUCCCAGAAAGGCCAAUGAAAGUUGCAUCUUGAUUGGAUGUGAGGAUGCUGGUGCAGUGAUGUGGGGAGUCAACGACGCAACUAGAGAAGCUUCGGCGUCUUAGCAAGUGUAGUCUUGUCUUGGUUCUCUUUGGUUAUUUCCUUCAAUCUGCGUUUGAUAAUGAGAGCAAUUAUCGGAGUAUGAGGGCAGUAGAAUUCCAGGUGUGCCUCUAUUAUGAGAAUAGAAUCACACCCUGGUGUAUUAAUUUCCAACUCUUAUUUUGCACCCAUUUGGCUGCAAGUGUCGAGCAAAAAAGAGUUGAUUGGGACGUUAUAUAUAUGUACACAGAGUUUAGAUGGUUUAUUUAUGGUGACAAUUUUUAU